This is a messenger RNA of Neocloeon triangulifer, 1161 nucleotides long. RefSeq lists its product as uncharacterized. The record is from RefSeq and is a predicted model, not a curated record. Lineage: Eukaryota; Metazoa; Arthropoda; Insecta; Ephemeroptera; Baetidae. Bases 176 to 952 code for a protein of 258 amino acids. The transcript has 5 exons.
AGCAGCAACACAGCCGGCCAAGCCAGCCAUCUGCUGAUCCUUCUCUCGCUCGCGAGGCCCGAAAAGUAUACAAACAAUUAUUCCGAUUCAAAACCGACCCACUUUGCCUAUUAUUUAUGGAAUAAUAUUUCAUUCAUCGUGCGACGCACAUUUUCCUCGCUGCUCGGCCGAAGCCAUGGCGCAGUCGAUUAAGGUUUUGGUCUUCCAAAAUUGCAUGCACCGCAUGAUGCAAAGUGACAAAGGCACACAAACAGACGAUUCGUAUUUAGCCGAUGAUUGUGACCCUCGAGCGAAUCAGGAGGCUCUGGAAAGUCCCAAAAGUGGCCCUUACAGCAAAGAGGAGUCAGAGAAGGUGCGAGAAUUGUUGAUUAAGGACCCCAACUGUAUUCUGAUGCAUUCCGUGCAGAAAAACAAACCGUAUUACAAUAUUGAGACGAAUAGUGUGGAGGUCAACCCAAAAACAAUGUACGUUGUUCCGCCAGAGCUACAGGAAAAGGCGCUCAGAAAAUCAAAGUCAUGUGGCUCUUAUCUUGUCCGAAUUGCAAAAUUUUUCUUUGAGCCCUCUAUCGUGAUUUAUUGCACAUGCCACGGUUCACCGAGACAAGGCCGAGGACCUGAUGUGCUAGUGAGGCCUGCCAUUCCUAAACAAAUCUUGAAUGCGAUCAUGAGUCACGUUCUCGCUGUCGGUGAGGCUCAGAAGUGGAAAGACGUUGACAGGGCUGACGUGAUGGUCUACCUUGCCCACGCUUUAAACAUGAUGUUGGCUAGUACCAGGAAACCACGCCACCUUCGGCAAAGGAGUCGUUAUCAAUUGAAACGAAAUAAAAUCAGACCAAACCCUGAAAUCGUUGAUGAAGAUGAACCUCCAAGAUUAAGGCUUAAUCUAAAAUCCAGGUUGCGUCGAAAACAGGCUAAAAAAACGCAAGGGAAAACGCAACAAAAAGACGAUUGAAUUAGUUUUUAAUUUUAUGUUAAAGGAUUUUGGAAAAAUAGUUUCUAAUUGGUUUGUUACCAAUUCAGAUAAAUGUCUGAAUUCCAUUAUUUCAAUUGUAAAAAAAAAAUAAAUUUAAGGAUCAAGUUUACAUUAAAAUGUACUUUUUGUAAAUUAUACUAUGACUGAACAUUAAAAGUUUUCUUUUGAAAUAAAGAAAAAAUUGACUU